Molecule: messenger RNA, 2922 nt
Organism: Trichoderma gamsii
Lineage: Eukaryota; Fungi; Ascomycota; Sordariomycetes; Hypocreales; Hypocreaceae
Exons: 1
Coding region: 1-2922 (973 amino acids)
Source: RefSeq, a predicted model, not a curated record
AUGAAGGUCGAUAACUUCUAUGUCUCUUACAAACGAGACACCAGACUCCUGCUAUACUGGAUUAUCAAGACUUCCAACGCCAUCAUUAAGAAGCUGAAAGAUUCUGCACACAAAGUUGCAUUAGAGGUCAAUAUCACAGGUCAGGUCUCCGUCUCCGACCUCAUUCCAUUGUCAGAACUCAUUGUAAAAUACCAUGGCGACAUUCCAUCUACGAUCUACCACUUGUUUCAGUCCGUCAUCAAAUUACGAUCUAUCUAUCACUCUCAGUUCCAGCAGCUUGCGGCAGCAACUCCCAGUGAAGAGCUGGAGACAAAUAACUCGACCCACAAAUUCUUCAUUGAUACUCUUACGCGGGCCUUUGAGGUCCUGGGUGGUGAAAAUUGGCUAUCUAAAGAACGAACGAAGCGAGCGAGCAACGAUAAGGUGGACGGGUGCGACACCAACACCUUUGAAUUUACAAACAAGUUCUCUUUGUUAGAUUUGGAGAGCGCCUCAGAAAACGAUGAUGGUUUGGGUGCUAAUAGCGAGGAAUCUGACAAACAAUCUGCACCUUCUCGGAAAAAGCGAAAGUUAAGAAAGGGCAAAAAGAGAGUCAAAGCAAGGAAAACCCAUCGAGAUUGCAAGUCUUCGAAAUCAGAUGGCAGAGCUCCGGACGUCACAUUGGAGAGUUACCGCAUAAUCGAAGAUGACGAUAUGACAGAGUAUUUCAUGGCUGUACUGGCGCUCACAAGAGACAUGCUUCAGUUUCGAUUGUUUCUUCAAGAUGUUUGGCGUAAAGUAGCCUACAAUAAUCUCAACAGUGCAGUGGCUGCAGCCAUCUCCAAUAUCGCUGUAGCAAUGGUCAAACAGUCUGAGAUAACCAUAUUCAGUGACUUUCCGGGGUAUGAAUCAUAUGAAAGGAUCAAGCAAGCUAUCCUGCGCGGCGAUACCGAACAAUCAAACAAUGAAAUCCGCUGCACCAUCGUUGUAGAAGGCCUUGCGCAGACUACGAAAGCACUGCUGGAUAAAAAAGAACUCUUCCUCAUCCAUACCUACCAUGACUUGGUCGACUUCAUAACGGACUAUCAGAAAACAAGGAGUGGAAAGCCUACAAAGCGUAUGCUCGCCCAAAUUGACAAUUGGAAUCCAAAUCUGAAUCUGCAGAAAGCGACCAAAGAAGAGAGGAUCAAAUGGAGGCGCUCAUACACCAUUAACUGGCUGUACGAUCUUGUCAACAUAACUGCAUGCGUUGCAGUACAUGGGGAACAUGCAAAAAAUGAACACUAUGUGUUGGAAGAAAUGGAUUGGUCUGACCAAGGUCCAUUAAGAUCACAUCACAGGAUGUUUGGUCUGAUUAACUUUGCCGCUGAAGUGACGACGCUCGCUAUGCAGAAACAUGGCACAGACUUCCGCCAUAAAAUCUCGCCGCAUCUCGUUUUUCACCUUCAGUGCAUUAUAGAUGCAUGGACUGUGUCUCGUGGAUGGGCAAUUUGCUGGAUGAAAGGCCAUGUCCUCAGCGAUCCGGCGCAGAACUUCCAACCUCGGCGUGACUUGGAAAUCUUUCUCGGCUGCGAAAAUUGGAAAGAAGAAAAGGGCGACGGAUUCUUUCAGGCAAUUAUCAUGCUCGACAAAUGUCUAGUGCGCUUGAAACACAAGGGCAGAAGCCUCGAGGUUAUACAGGAAUGCAUCGGUAUCCUCGACGAGCUUCGUCUUGAGUUCCUGGACGCAUUGGGGAAGUGUAAGAUUUUCCACAGUCUUUCAGCGUUGCUUCCCUCGAGAUUCGCUUCAAGAAAUCCCAACGGCGCUUGGGACUAUUCUCCUUUUCUCUGCGGUGCGGGCCUGGCGGAAGGCCUCGAGCUUUUGUAUCGGAGCAUCAUGGUCUUAUGGGAAGGGAUGCCGGAACCAAUGCUAAUCAUACACCUGCACCACAUGCUUGUGCAAAAAGGCCACCUCAAACAGACUAUAUCGCUCUAUGGCAAUCUGGGAAUGAUAUUUUCCGGUAGCUUCUUCUCUGGCGGGCAGCUUCCUAUCAGUGGUUUUUUUAAAGCUUUCCAUUCUCAAUUUGACAAGAGUCCCAGUCGAGAAGAAUCACAAAAGAUGAUGAAUCGUCGCGCGGUUGAAAAAGCCACUCGCGCCCGUGAUCUUCUCAACCUGGUUCCUUUGCCUUGUUUUAAGCAGAAAUCCAGUUUGACCAUGUACGCAUCGGCAGACUGGGAUCCAGAUCGAGUCCCGGAUAGCGAUGUCGACCCAUUGUCGGCCCUGGGAUUGAUUCGGCUUAGCCAGACCAGGCGCAUUCGAGAUCCAGUGACAUCCGUAUGGCGACUAGAGGAAACAGACUUGGUCCAACGGGCGCGUGCUGCGGGCAUGGGCGAAUCAAUCAUAUCAGCGCUUGAUCCAUUGUUUGAAAUGUUUAGAGACGAAAGACAAGCGCAGAUGGAUCGAGUGCGCUCAGAAUAUCCUUCUUGGCUCUACGAUGUCAACAAGGCGUCUAAGAAGGCAGAGAGCAGCGUCAAAACUACCAAAUGUGAGGUAACGGCAGAAAGGUUGCUGAGAAUCAUCUACAAAGACGUCCACAAUGACGUCUGCGGUCGUCUUCGAGCCUUUUCCAAUCUCAGCUAUAUAUAUAUCACGAUGCAGAUAAUACUGACUUUUGAAAAAUUUGAGUCAGAAUGUCAAACUAGCAGCAACCCUACUUUCAAGCUUCCACCGUUCGACGAUGCCGAGUUGGGAGAUCAAUGGGGAAUGCCGACUUCAGUUCACCUUGCGCUGAGUGCUCUACAUGGCAAGGAUGAAGAGCUGUUGAAGUCGAUGGCUGCAGCCUUUGAAAGAGGCGGAGGCCGGUUCAUGGAUUAUCUCUACUGGAAGGCUGAGGAUGAGGACAAGGACGAAACGAGCCGUGGGCCGGUGACGGAAGAUUGCAGUCCUGAUUGCUGUGUCAUGUAG